GCAUCUAUGAGAAAGAAAUCUGGUGGUGGUGGUUCGUUGGAAUCUUCAUUUUACACUUUCCGAUUGCUGCUGCUGCCUACCAACACCUCCCUCCUCUGCUCUCUACUCUUCAGCCAGCACUGGAUGAUUACCAAAUUAUAUUGACGUUUUAUUUAGAUAAGAUUUAUUUUUAGGUCUGAACACAAGAUUUGUAAAUCAAAUAUCUAUGUUUCUCUCCAGCUCCUCUUGGUUUUGUAUUAAUAAUGUGGUGUGAAACACCCAGUCUGACCAGUUUUCAGUCAGGAUAGUUCACUCAUGUUGGAGGUGGGACACUGGGGGAGCAGUAGAUGUUCAAAGUUUGACUUUUUGUGUAUUUUUUUUUCCAUCAAUAGCAUCUUCCUUAAGUCUACUGUAUGGACUCCGUCCCUCCCAGUCUGCACGGUAAGAUGAGCCAACUCUUUUGAAUGAGUGACUGUUUGAAGGUUUGAAACAAAGCAGCAGCUGAUCUUCAAUGCCAAUAACCAAAAGCUUCGAAAGAGCCAUGCCAGUGUUUUUGGAUGUUUUACCACAGGUACCUCUAAUUACAUACAGUAUAUUUCUGUUUAGGUAUUUAGGUGCACAAGUCAAAAUGAUAAAUCCUACCUGUAUGGAGGUUGGAAUUUUUAGUUUGUUUCUCUUUUUGAAGGAUGUCUAUUCAGCUUUAUGUUCAUUGUGAUGGAUGUAUGUUGUGAUGUUGUUGUAUUGUGUGAUAGUGAGAAGUGUUUCUAAUAUUUCGAUCACUCUAUUGGUAUCACAACGGUAUAAAGGAACUGUUUGGCUGUGAGGGAAAUUCUGUUAGCGAGUUGUCUGACUUGGACUGGUCUACAGAGCAAGUCAAGCUUAGGUUUGCUGAUACAGAGGUCACCUCUGACUCAGCUGCACUCAUUUUAUAUCAAGAGGGUAGCCACCCUGGCCUCAGCUUACAGCUGUUUCCACUAUAACAGUCAGUAAUGCCUAAUGACAAAGAGAAGGAAACAUGACUUGAUCUGUGGUUUGAACUGAGGAAAGAGACGGGACAGAGGUGAGAGACCAUUAUUUUCCUAUAAUUGCUUCAAUUGUGACUGCGUUUGUUGCUAAAAUGUCAGUGGGAGUUUUAUUCUAAUAAUUAAACUGCACUCAGCUGCACUCAGUAUGAACAUGUCUGUGAAGCUCUUCACAGAACAAUUUGACCAAGGGAAGGGGAGACUACAGAUGUAGGCAUGGCAAGCAUGGCUUCCUUGACAGUUGAAGCAGAUCAGAUCUCAGAGCUGCUGAAGCCUCACAGGGUCUGCCUGGUGACCCCUGUUUUCCUGAACCACUCCAGUCAGCCAUGUGGGAGAUCAGCCAACAGGUUUGUGGUACUGAGUCUAUGGAGAUGUUACUUGGUUAUAAACAAACAGCCUCUCAGGGUGGAGAGCACUUUCAGCUACCUAGAGAUUUGCUCUAUCAACGUUCACAGCCUCACACAGAUUGUUUUGGAGACAGACAGGCAGACUCUGUCUUUCAGUGUAUUACAUGUGGAGGAUCUUGAGGCCAUGGUCAGUCACAUGACUGCCUCACUGAAGAGGAUCUUCCCUGACUCAUCACCAGGGAAGCUGUUAAAGAUGGUUUCUCCAGAUCUCCAGCAGAGACUCCUCACACGGACUGCUGUGAUAGAAGAGCAGCUCAACAAUCAGCCUGGCCCCUGUGGAGGAUUCUCUGAUACCUACGCUGCUCUGUGUGAUUUCAAUGAGAUGCCAUUUAGAGAGGAGAUCCAGUGGGAUGUUGACAACAUCUACAACGUCAACAGCUGGAGACAGUUCAACCUGCAGGACUUCAGCCACUUAGACAGCAGGGAUUUGGCAUUAGCAGUAGCAGCUCUGUCUUUCAACCAGUGGUUUACCAAGAUCUACUGCAAAGAUCUCAAACUGUCAGUAGACAUCCAGCAGCAGCUGACCUUCCUGCUGUCCAGAUCUCCCAGUUUGGAGGAGCUCUCAUUGGAGGCCAGCGGACUCAAACUGGACUUUGCAAUUAAAUUGGCAGCUGCCCUGCAGGAGCACAACUCCUCUACCCUGCAAUCAAUCAACCUUUCAGGAAAUACAAUUGAAGAUAAAGGUGUGAUAGCUCUCAGUCAGGAGUUGGGGAGUCUAGCUAAAGGACUUAAGCAUCUGUCUCUGUCCCGGGUAUCAAUGACUGCUAGAGGUCUUGGCUGUCUGAGUCAGGUGUUAUCCUCCAUUCAGCUGUUUUCAUCAUCUUUGACCCACCUCAACCUGUCUGGUAACCCCAGCAGCCUGGUUACUGAAGAGGCCACGUUUCUCUUCAAGUUCUUGUCCAGUACAAACUCACUUACUCAUUUGGACCUCAGUGACACUAACUGCCCUCUGGACACGCUGUUUGUGUCCCUGUCUGCUGGGUGUUGUUACAAAAUGAAGUACCUGAACCUGGCCAAAAAUCCCUUCAGCCACAGAAAGGUGCGGGAGGUGACCAGGAGCAUCGGAGAGUUCUUCAGUCAGAGCUGUGAGCUGAAAUAUGUGGGCCUAUCUGCAACCAAACUACCUUCACAAGCUCUAAGGUUAUUACUUCAGGGUCUGGCAACCAACACUCGUCUCUUUGGGCUAGAGUUGGACCUCAGUAGCUGUGAGCUACGUUCAGCAGGAGCCCAGGUGUUACAAGAGCACAUCUCUGAAGCUACAGCUAUCACAAGUCUGGAUAUAUCCGACAAUGGUUUUGAGAAUGACAUGGUGACACUGGUUCUGUCCGUUGGUCGAUGUCACUCUCUUCGACAUCUCGCAUUGGGGAGAAACUUUGCCAUGAAGUCAAGAGCUCUCACUGACGUUCUUCAUCGUAUAGCUCAACUCAUUCAGGACGAAGAAUGUCCCUUGCAGUCUCUGUCGAUCUGUGACUCCAAGCUGAAGACAGGGAUGCACAUCCUGCUGAGCGCUCUGGGCGGCCAUGCUGCUCUGGCUGAAGUCGACAUCAGUGGAAACAACAUCGGAGACACUGGAGCCAAAAUGCUGGCCAAAGCCCUGAUAAGCAACACACGACUGACGACUCUGACAUGGGACAGAAACAAUGUAUCGGCCAGAGGUUUCCAAGAUGUGGCUGAUGCUUUGGAAAGGAACUUCACUCUGAAGCAGGUGCCACUCCCCCUGGCUGAUAUCACACAGAGUUACCGCAACAACCCUGACCGAACAAGAGAGGCCCUGCACAAGAUUCAGCAGUGUUUAGACAGAAACAACCAGAGACAGUCUGAUAGAGUGGAACUUCAGCAAGUGUUUAGAGCUCAACAAUCUGAGAAGCUGGUUCAGGGAAUGUGUCAGCAGCUGGAGGACAGCCUUCAGCGAUUAAACCACUGCAACACUGAGGAGGCCCAGGCUGACAUCCUGACAGCACAUGAGGAACUGCACAAUGCCAGGGAGUCCUUUAAGUUGCUUCCCUCUCUGUACGAGGCCAGCAGGGAGUGCGAUUCUGAUGGAGAAUCUGUGAACUGCAUCCUCACUGACACUGCUGCUGCACUGACUGAUGAGUUCAGCAGAAGCAUACAGGAGUUGUCUCAAGGCCUGAUGAGGUGUGCAGAAGCAGUGUGUCCACGGGUGAUCCAGCGGUCUAGUGUGUGCGAGUGUCUGUCAGAGUGUGUGUCCAAAAGAAGCAGACAGACACACACAUUCCUGAGAAGCACUCUGGUGGACAACACAGGGCAGAUUAUCAGCAACAGACUGCGUGAACUGAGACACACAUUGAGUGUCUCUCUGGCUGAAAGCAUCAUGGAACAGGUUCUACAGGACCUCACAACAGCGCAGCACAAAAUGGAUUGCCUUCUGAAAGAAAAUUCGUCCCUGGCUUUGAGAAACAACAUCCCAGAGCUCCAAGUAGCCGACAGCAACUUUCCAACUGAUGACUACAGUCCAGCAUUUUGGAGAAAUAGUUUCCACAGCAAGAGCCUGAGGCCUGCCCCUUCAAUUAAGAGUCUCCUGGAUGCCGACUGGGAGCAGCAGACCAGGGACAGAGGGCCAGAGAGAGGGAAGGGAGGAGGUGCUGGAGAGGAAGGAGGAGGAGGAGGAGAAGGAAGGUGUGGCCUCCCUUGGUUGCCUACAGCAACACCCUUGUCAGUCACAGCCUCAAGCCCCUCCCUUUCCCCUUCCCCUUCCCCUUCCCCAUACCCCUCCCCCCUGGGAUGGAGGGGGAGGAAGCAGAGGGAGGGGGAGGUGGCAGCGGUGGAUGCUGCAGCAGCAAUAUCAGGAGUGAGAGGAGCAUCGUACAUUCCUCCUCCCAGUCUCCCUCUUCUUUACUCUAUCUGCAAUCGAGCUCCAAAGGAGGAGGCUGCCGGCCAAGGAGGCUUACCCAGACGAGAGGCUCCCGUUCCUGGCUGCAGCCCCAGCCCAGGACCUCUCCCCAGCUCUGGAUCCCCCAAAUCUCCCAUGGAGCCUCUACCCACCCAGGGACAGAUUCUAAGGCACUACACUGCCUCCCGUCCACGGCCACGACGCACACACACACAGCCCCCGUCCUCCAGGCCUCAGGAGCCAGUUUCAAAGGUUGAAAAUGAGGCCAGUGAGGGAAUGGGCAGAGUGGAUGAAGGAGUAGAGGAGUUUUUCACCAAGAAAAUCAUCCCUGACUAUGCACUAAAAGGCCGAUGGGAGGAGUCAAACCCUGCCCAAGCCACUUCCCCAGAGUCAAGCUCCACACCCCAAGCCUCAUCCCUCUUUUCCCUUUCAUCCGACAAUAUCACUUCUUCUGCCACCAUCACGGUCACCUCCCUCUCUGUCCCAUCUACUGGCACAUCCUCGAUAUCCACUGGUAUACCACCCAUCUCUUCAUCUUCCACUCUUCCCGCCCCCUCUUCUGUCACCACCACCACCACCACCACCACAAUUCCCACCAAAAACAUCAAGAAAAAAUUUGGCGACUUCUUUGCCUUCAAGAGAGCUCGAGCCAACCGAGUCCCCAAGGCAGGAGGGGGAGAGAUAGGAGGAGAGGGGGUGAAGGUCAAAAGAACCUCCAUUGCAGACCUCAUUCGACCCCUCCGUGAGGCCAAAGAAAGGGAGAAAGAGAGGGAGAGGGACAAGGAGAGAGAGAAGGGGAGAGGGGCAAAGUCAGUGGAAGAAUUUAACAUUUCUAAUGAUGCCGCCACCACAGAAGGAUCCGUUGCCACCAGCCAUCAUCUUGCAGGCAAUGCAAGGGAAACGAUGGUGCCUGCCAAGACAUCAACCACGAUGACGCCUCCCAAUGAGACCAUUCCCUCUUACCCCACCAUCACUACAAGCCCUGACCUCACGACUGCUACGCUUUCCAACUUGGAAAAAGAGGCAGUCCCUGUCUUGCCAAGUCGCACCCCAAGUCCCGUGGUCACUUCCUCUCUGACCAACCAGGAGCGGAGUGAGGUGCUGGUGAAGGAGAUGAAGUUGGAAGAGACUCCAUAUGGAGAGAGGAGGCUGAUGGUGACCAAGAGGUCUCUGAGGGAGGGCAAGAGCCAGAGUCUCAUACUGCUGACAGGAUUAGAGCCUGAAGACAAGGAUGACACGCACAGUAAGAAACACGCAUCUGAGAGCACAAAUAGUUUCGAGCACAGGCUUCAGGUGAUGCUACAUAGAAUGGGUGUGGCCAAAACUCCACCUGCUGACACCAAGACAAGCCAGAAUAAAGAUGAGGAGCUGAGAAAAGCUAACUCUGAAGGUGAGCAGAAGCAUACGAGUGCUAUCCUGGACAAACCUGAACCACCUCCCACAUACAUAAAGCCCAGAACCAUGUCCACUUCCUCAGACCCUAGGCAUCCUUUGAGAGCACUGGAUCGCAUCCAGCCAGACCUUCCUCUUCCCCUUCACCCAAAGCCCUCUGUCUCUGAGCGCCCCAUUGGCAACCUUCCAGCCAAACCUGCCAUUGCCGCCAAGCCUCCUCUCCCCACCCCAGCUGCUCCUGCAGGAGGAGCACGUCCCUCCUCUGCUCCUCCUUCCAGCAGCUCAGCAGAGAGAGUCCAGCUCAGACUGCAAACUCAUGAUGGCAGGCCAGGGGAGACUACAGCACAGAAUAUAAACCAAGAGGGUCCUUGGGGUGCUGCCUCAGCUUCAUCCCCUCAGAAAGAAUUCCUUCCUCCAGUCCCAUCUCCUUGGAGGAGUCCCAGCACACCGGUGCGCUCUGAAAAAGCACAAUCAGUGACCGAUGAGAGUCUUCCCAAGCCACGGCAACACAUGAAGCCCCUUCCACAUCGCAGAGCUGUGUCUGUCCAUGAGGAUGCUCUAGCCAUGACACAAGAACUGAAGGCAGUGUUGCAGAGGUCACCCAUCCGUUUCCGGGGCAACAGAGGGGAUCUGCCCACCUGUGCUGAAGAUCCAUCUUGUGGGGAGGAAACACAAAAAGCUCAAACAGCCAGUGACACAAGGAAACAGACAUCUGAAGAAAAGAAGGAGGCUGUCCAGAAGGAGGAGCUAAAUGCAGAGAGUGAGAGGAUGGGCUGUGGCAGAAUGGUAGCUGAAACCAAGCACCCCUCACCAGGAGGGGAUGAAGAUCCAGGCUCCAGGUGUCCCUCUUCUACCACUCAGACUCAACAAGAGGUAUCAGCUCCCCAUGUCUUCAGUCUAGCUGCAGCCCUUGACAAAGUGCCCUCCAUCCUAGUAGAGAGGCCUCCAGCUCUAACCCAAACACUGGAAGAGCCCCCUGUAACACCCACAUCCCAAUUAAAGAGCCCCAGCAUUGCCCGAGCAUUGCCCAAAACUGUAGAAAAACUGCUGGUGUCCCCGUCACCUCAAGAAAAGAUCCCCAGCACAAUCCCAGCUGCAUCUGCACCCUCAGAAGAGCCACAAGUGAGUCCUGUGUCCCAUAAGGAGAGGGGCCCUGCCACAGUAUCUGCCACUGUGGAUCUGAGAAAUAGCACACAAGAGAGAGGAGAGGUGAUUUCUAAACAGCACACGAUGAAAGCAAAGCCAGCAGAUCAAAGAACUGAGCCCCCUCUGUCUGAAUGAUACAUACAGAUUGACUCACCUGAGGAAAACAGGCACAUGUGGGAGGGAGUGGAGGAUGGGGUCUGUGACAUCACUGAGACCAGGAAUUGGCUAUAAGAGACCUGAGAGAAGUGUGACUGUUGUCCCUUCCAGUAGAAAAACAGCUGCUGUGUACAGCUAACAUCUGUUCAGUUUGCAUAUUGGCUGUUUGUGGUGAAUAAAUGGAACAAGUGGUUCAGUGGUCAAAUUCAAAGGUGCACAGGAUAAGAAAGGUUUUAAAUCUUUCAUGAGAACUGAACAAACCUCUCUGCUGGUCAUAACCCUUUUAAGGGGAACAUCCUGAAAAUAUCAUUUUUUCCUAUAACAAAAUAAGAGUUCCCAAAUGCACCUGUUUUAUUUUAUUUUAGACUUCCAUCGUCUUUUCAAAUGUACCAAAUUACCCAAGCAGCAAAUGUACAGACGUUAGCUGUAGCUAGCUAGAAACAUACUGACUGUGUGUCUGUAGAGUUUGUCUGCGUUUGUUGACAGCUCGUCCUUGACUGAUAUCACAAAGUUACCAGCAUACCUGUUAUUUUGCUUCAGACUCAUUAUUGUGUCAUUUCCAUGCAUUUAUCAAACUGGAGUCAUAAAGCUGCAGGCUAGUGGGUCAUAUUUUGCUAAAGUUGAAACAUGUUUUAAUCAUUUAAUUCUUUGCCUCAAUUUGCACCACCCAGGGCAAAUUUGCAUCCACUUGCAUCUUUGCAGUGAGAAAUAUGCAACUGCGCUGCCUCUAAAAUCACUCUGCAUUCAUUCUGCUCACAUCUUCAAACUCAUGACCCAAUUUGCAUGGGACUAGUAUUAUGAAGAGUAUUACCACUAGUAUGUGCUGUAGAAAUUACCACUUCACAUUUGUGUUUCAUUUGGCACAUUCACAGGGGAUAAAAAAGUAUGUAUUUUACUCAUAUCUAUUGACAUUUUUCAUCUGGUUAUGAUGUCAUGUUGUGUUGUUGUGUUCUGUGUUACAGGCAUAAAUACACAUUUCCUCCUCAUUUGGAUCAUAUAGAUGAUGCUCUAUGACUGUACUUGAAUAUGACAACCAUUUGUUGCUCCUAACCUUCUCUCUCAUGAUGUUUAAAUGUCAACAUAGCUGAUCUCACUGCACAGUUAUUGACUGCUGCUGAGAUAUGAUUAAAUUUCAUAGUUGUUCAAUUGUCCGACUAUAAAAGAAAGAUCUUUAACAAGAAAUAGAACCCCAAGUCACAGACAUGCUGAUUUGCACAGGAUUGAUCUGUGUUUGGCAAAAUAUGGUAGGUAAUAUGAGGUGGAAUUUUUACUUUACAAAUUAUGGACAUGGUAGAUUUGGAUUAAAAUAAACAUUCCAGUGGAACUCUAGCUCAGCUGGCAGAGCAUGUGACCCAGGUACAGAGAUUGUGCCACUCAGUGUUCAAAUCUGACAUGUGGCCCUUUUCUGCAUGCCAUCCCCAUGUAAUUUAAUUAAUGAAUCAAAGUGUAUGGCCUAAACCUGCUUAAUUUGCAAAGUGUCAUGAAAUAACUUUUGGUGUGAAGUGGCACUAUCCAAAUAAGAUUGACUGACAAUUGAUUGUUCCCCCUUUUCCCCAUUUCCUGUCCCUCUUAGCCUGUGCCAUCAAUAAAGCCAAACAAAUCAAAUCUAAGACAUCCUCCUAAACUAUUACAAAAUAUUAGGUACCCAGGUAAUACCGGUCCUGUGUACAUAGGACAUGAGUCUCAAAUGGGACACAGCUAGCAUCAGCUAAAUCAUCAAAUGAGAUAGAAGAGAGUUUCAACUAUGCUAGAAACAUUAUGUAAACUGCCUGAAUAGAGGAGGUACAGCACCAAACCUAUGUCACACCAUCAAUGUGGGAAUAUGGUCUUUUUUCAUGUCUGUGUCUUUUGCCUUGUUAAAAUGUUUUUACAUUGGUCCUUUUAGAAUCUCUAAGUUAACGCAUGGGACACUGAGGCUCUGCAUGUUACCACAUGUUUCUGUGGAAUCACAUCAGUAUGUAACAUUCAGAUCACUUCAGCUUGAGUCACUCCAUCAGACAACCAUAUAUGUCAUCGCCAUGUCUGUCAUAUCACAGGAGGAGCAGCUAGGAUCCCAAUAAAGAACUAUAAAUUAUCAGAUAUUGUGAGAUAAUAACACAAGUGUAUUCAGCCUUUCAACUCUCAGGUUGGUUGUAGAGAAUGGUGUGUGUUUUGUUGGAGCAGACCUCAGUUCAGCUCCAUGUGCUGCCAGAGACCUGAGCCUCCAUCUCAUCCUAGGAGAGAAUUUAUUUUCUACUGUCAUGUUUAUCUUUGCCUUGCACGCACAGAAUAUGUACAAAACUACAUAAAGCAAACAAAAACAAA
Molecule: messenger RNA, 9257 nt
Organism: Acanthopagrus latus (yellowfin seabream)
Lineage: Eukaryota; Metazoa; Chordata; Actinopteri; Spariformes; Sparidae
Gene: carmil2
Product: capping protein regulator and myosin 1 linker 2
Exons: 41
Coding region: 1218-6932 (1904 amino acids)
Biological process (GO): regulation of Arp2/3 complex-mediated actin nucleation; cell migration
Cellular component (GO): lamellipodium; plasma membrane
Molecular function (GO): protein binding
Source: RefSeq, a predicted model, not a curated record